UAAACACGCGCGAUAAUGACAUUGAAAUGAAAAUAUGUCAGUUGGUUUAUCUCAGCGCCUGUACAAUUAAAGUUACUUCUUCAGCAGGUGAGACACUGAACAACACUCCGGUCUAACGGGAAUAAAAGAAUGGCUUUUCCCUGUGUGCGACUGUGCACUCAACACUUGAGGACAGGGAUUCGAGUCUGUGGUUAUGCGACACUCAGUAAAGCAUCCAGACCGCAGGAGAAGAGCAGCAGUGGUCCGGUGUUCCAGUAUGUCGGCCAGCACAGAAAGCCCAACCACAAAGUGUUUGUGUGGGGCUUUAGCUUUACUGGUGCUCUGGGUAUCCCCAGCUUUGUAGUGCCAGACAGUGGCAGGAAGAAGCCCCGUAAAUACCAGCUCACUCCUUACCGCCUGGAGACUGCAGAGCAGAUCUCUUCCGCUGCUUGUGGUUACGGCUUCACUCUCAUCGCCUCCUCCACCAAAGAUGUGUCCAAGCUGUGGGGAAUGGGCCUGAACAAAGACUCUCAGCUGGGAUUCCAACGCACCCAACACAGCCGCCAUCAGAGUUAUGACUACAUCUUGGAGCCGUCGCCGGUGGCUCUGCCUCUCGUCGAGCCUGUGAAGACCAAAGUGGUUCAGGUUGCGUGUGGCCGGGCUCACUCCCUGGUCCUCACUGAUCAAGAGGGAGUUUUCAGUAUGGGCAACAAUGCGUAUGGCCAGUGUGGGAGGCGGAUAGUUGAAGAUGAAGUCUACAGUGGCAGCCACAUCAUUCACAAGAUAGAAGGCUUCGGCAGCAGGGUCACCCAGGUGGCGUGUGGACAGGAUCACAGUCUUUUCCUCACCGAGACAGGAAAAGUGUUCGCAUGUGGCUGGGGCGCAGAUGGACAGACGGGUUUGGGACACCACAGCGUCACCUCCACCCCGGUGGAAGUGGGAGGGGAUCUGGCGGGCGUGGAGGUGCGGCAGAUCAACACGUACGGAGACUGCAGCCUGGCCGUGUCCACAGAUGGACAGCUGUACGGAUGGGGCAACUCUGAAUACCUGCAGCUGUCCUCGGUCACUGAGGCCACACAGAUCAACUCUCCUCGACGUCUUCCUCUGAAAGGCUGUGGGAAGGUGGUUCAGGCAGCAUGCGGAGGAACACAGGUGGCUGUUCUCAACGAAAAAGGAGAGGUGUUUGUAUGGGGAUAUGGCAUUCUUGGAAAAGGCCCAAAGCUAUCAGAGUCCUCAACCCCGGAGAUGAUUCCCUCCACGCUGUUUGGGCGCUCAGAGUUUAACCCUUCAGUCGCUGUCACCACCAUCAGGUGUGGCCUCACCCACUUUGCUGCAGUAACAGAUCGAGGCGAGCUCUUCGUUUGGGGAAAGAAUGUGAGAGGAUGUUUGGGCAUCGGCAGUCGAGACGACCAGUACUUCCCAUGGCGGGUGACUGUUCCGGGUCAAGUGGUGGAUGUAGCGUGCGGAGUCGACCACAUGGUGGCGCUGGUGAAGUCCCUCUUGUGAGCUCUGGUCCUUCCCAGCCGAGCAUGAAAGGCUGGAUGUUUGGCUGAGCCCCCGCCCCUCUCUCACCCACCCACCCACCCCCCGCUGACCCCCGGGCGCCUCAGGGAGCCGAUCAGGGCCGCUUUGGAGUCUUGAAGCCAGCUGCUCUCCACAGGCGACGGACCCUCGUGUCCCUCCGUCCUGCGGUGACGUCAAGCAGUGAGCAGGGCAGUCGAUUCUGCAGCGAAGUGUCACAGACACGGUUCAAUUUAUCCUGCAUGAAGGUCACACGGGACAGACAUCGAAGGAUAGUUUUAUCACAAGCGCGGCUGAAACGAUUAGUCAGUCAAUCGAUUAAUUGAUUUAGCCAUUUCCCAAGCAAAAUAAUGAAAAAAUGCAAAUCAUUCUUUGGUUCUUCAGUGUGAGGAGCUGCUGUUUGUCUCGCAGCGUAAACUGGAUAUCUCUGAGUCUUGGACAAAACAAAACAAGGGAAGACGUCACCUUGGGCUUUGGACACGUUUUCACUAUUUAUUGACAUUUUAUGGACUAAACUGCAGAUUAAAUGAUAAUGAAAAUACUCAUUUUCAUUUACACCACCAUCAUUCAUAUCAGUUAUGACAAUGCAUUCCCCACCAAGUUAAUCUGGGAACUAAAAGGCAACAUUACUGAUUCAAAUUGAAGCCAAAAAACUAUGAAAAUAAGACCAAACCUGUAAUAAACUGGACAAGCUUUCUACCCAUCAGGUAGUUAACUCUGUAAAAUCAUGUUUUGUCUCCUCUGACAUGUUGUUGAUUUGCCGCUACACAAAAAUACUCUCUGUUCUCAGUGAAUUAAGUGAUUCACCGUGGAAUCAUCAGACUCUUGCAGUUUGAACAAUGUGUUGUGGCAAUUUAAAUCUCUCCCGGCCAAUCAAAGGCUUGUGUAACACUGGACCAUUUGAAAAGUCUGUGACGGCAAAACAAUCCACAAAAAGAUUAUCAUCUCCCUGCCGACUGCAAAUAGAGGUGAAGACACUCUGCCAGGGAGAAAACGGGUUUUGAAGAAUCAAUUUUACGACAUGAACUCGUGUCAUCAACGGUGCAUGAUUGUCGUGCAUAUAAAAGGCUGUUGGGAGCUGCGGAAAACUACAAACAUGGCAUCCUGGCGGCCCGAAAAGAUCAAGCUGCUCUGACAUUUAUCGCCAUAUCAAUCAAAUGCAUCAAGAUUUUCAAUUAUUAAGUGUUAUAUUUGGUCUGCAUGUGUUCCGAGGGUUAACUCACCCGUGGUGUUAGUUUGAUGACAAACUAAAUAUGCUAUAUCAAAAUAAAUCUAUUUUUAUCUACCA
Molecule: messenger RNA, 2788 nt
Organism: Seriola dumerili (greater amberjack)
Lineage: Eukaryota; Metazoa; Chordata; Actinopteri; Carangiformes; Carangidae
Gene: rcc1l
Product: RCC1 like
Exons: 12
Coding region: 130-1485 (451 amino acids)
Source: RefSeq, a predicted model, not a curated record